Molecule: messenger RNA, 1929 nt
Organism: Sycon ciliatum
Lineage: Eukaryota; Metazoa; Porifera; Calcarea; Leucosolenida; Sycettidae
Product: probable 18S rRNA (guanine-N(7))-methyltransferase
Exons: 12
Coding region: 227-1063 (278 amino acids)
Biological process (GO): rRNA (guanine-N7)-methylation
Cellular component (GO): nucleolus
Molecular function (GO): rRNA (guanine) methyltransferase activity
Source: RefSeq, a predicted model, not a curated record
AACAGUAUUUUCUGUUUUAUCAAGGACAUCCCAUGCAGAAGCUGUCGUUUCUUUGCUGUUGACAUUUGCAGUACCUGUAGCUCGUCGAACUGUGAGAGUUAGUUAGUACAUGUACUAGGAGCAGAGUGAUAUUUGGAUCAUUCGUCUACCCGGGGCUUCGUCUGAACUACUUCACUAUUACUAGGUGUAACCUCAUCGAUACUGUUCUCUCCUGUUACCAGCCAUAAUGUCACGGCCAGAACAUACUGGUCCACCAGAGCUGUUCUACAAUGAAGACGAGGCAACAAAGUACACCUGCAAUUCUCGCAUUAUCGAGAUUCAGGAGAAGAUGACGGAGCGUGCCGUGGAGAUGUUGGCAUUGCCGCCUGAUCAGCCCGCUUUCCUGCUUGACGUGGGCUGCGGCUCUGGUCUCAGCGGCGAGUGGCUAACUGCCGAAGGUCAUCAUUGGAUUGGUGUUGACAUCAGCGAACACAUGCUGAACGUCGCAAAGGAACGGGAGGUCGAAGGGGAGGUGUGCUUAGGUGACGCUGGAGAGGGCAUGUUCUUCAGACCUGGUGUCUUUGAUGGCGUUGUCAGUAUCUCUGCUUUGCAAUGGCUGUGCAAUGCUGACAAGAAGGAUCAUCGUCCUGCUCAGCGCCUGCACCACUUCUUCACAACCUUGUACAGCUGCAUGGCACGUGGAAGCAAGGCGGUGUUUCAGUUCUAUCCGGAGAAUCCAUCACAGAUGGAACUGAUCACGUCACAAGCAAUGCGUGCUGGGUUCACCGGUGGAGUUGUUGUAGACUAUCCGCACAGUACCAAAGCUAAGAAGUACUACCUGUGUUUGUUCUGCGGAACACCAGCACGCAUGCCAUCGGCGCUAGAUGGUGCCAGUGGCCAGGGACAAGAAGGUGGUGUCCAGUAUACAACGGAGCGUGAGCGAAUUCGCAAACGCAAGGGUGAUCGCACGCCGCUAAAGAGUCGCGACUGGAUUGUUCGCAAGAAGGAGAGGUCACGUCGACAAGGAAAAGAGGUGCGGCGAGACACAAAGUACACUGGACGGAAACGUGCACCGAAAUUCUAGUGCACGCGACUGGGUGUUAGUCGCAAGGAGCAUUCCGACUACCGUGUGCUGUCCGACUGACACUGCCGGCCUACGGCGGUCUCUGCCUGGUGUCGGAUACUAGCGAAUCAGCUCGCCGUGGGCAGAUGAGCAUCCAGCCAGGGCUGUAAACAAAUGCCACAGAGUGAGGGAGUCUUUGCGUGCGUUUGGGCGUGAGAAUAUGAAAGAGAGCAUGCGUGGCGGCUCGCUUGCCCCGUUGUGUCAGACUCCGACCAUUCUGCUUGGCUAACAUUUUGGGCUUGCUGAGUAGCACCUCUACUCUGCCUGUGCAUGGCAGAGCGCUAUGAGUUCACCUUGCUGAAGUGUGAGAGAUGUGAAGGUAAUUUCGGACGGGUUCGAUCUGAGUUUUGACCUUCCCAGCAUUGAGUCCUUGAUCAGUUUUAACUUCGCCUGUACGAGUCGUAUCUCCUCCCCAUACUUCCCAGUUGUUUUUCUGUAAGCUAUGUGGGCUCACCUCCUUCUUGGUGGUUUUCCUGGAGAUAGACCAGUAGGAGCCGGCAGCACAUGCUGCUUGGAUACUAUCGAAUAGUGCUGAUACAUGUACUACUAUUUGUGUUGAUGCUUCUUCACCCUUACUUCCAACUUCUGGGGAAUGUAUUUUUCUUUUCUUUUUCUUUUUAACUGUGAUAGGGUACUAGACUACUAUAAUAAUUAUUAUAGUAAUUUACUGCUAGUACUGCAGUAGACUAGUACAUGGUGGACAAUAGGAAAGAGGGUUAGUUAUGGUUGUAGAAUAGCCCCCCCCACGGACACACAUUAUUUUCCAACCCACCAACGUAUAAUAAGAUGGAUGCUGCCACAACGCUGAGUUGGCAACAUUGAAAGGA